AACGCUCAUCGCUGUCAGUGACGCCCUGGGUCACCAAACCAAACCAAACCCACAGAUAUCUAUCUCUUCCGUACCUCACUCUUUCUACUAUAUAACUCUCCGCAACGCAUUUCACAUUUUCAUUUCUCUUCUUCUAAUAUUCGCCUCUUACCUCAAUGGUAUCAGGUCCACUGCUACUCCAAACAACCACAUCAACAACAACACACGAUGGAGGGCCAAGAUCUCUCCCCAUCCCACAUCGACACAUCUCGACCGUCCCUCGGCUUCCCCUUGGGCACUGCCCUCCUCUUGAUCAUAAUCUUCAGCCUCAGCGGCAUGUUCUCCUGCUGCUACCACUGGGACAAGCUACGGUCUUUUCGCCAAUCUCUCUCUCCUCCACACCCUCAACCCUCCCUCACCCAAUCCCAACCCUCCAUGGUUAAGCAAAACAAAGGUCAGAGCUUGCCAGUGUUGAUGCCUGGAGAUGAACUGCCCAAGUUCAUAGCCAUGCCUUGCCCGCGUCAACCUUCGCGCCCGGAUACCAUUGUUGUCACCGUCGACACCCCGCCCCUCAAACCGCCGCAGCCGGUGGCUCCUUUCUGUUAGUUAUUGCCAACAAAGCCAUGUUAACCACCGUUGGUCGGUGCUGUGUGUAAAUAUGUUUAUAUAUAUGCAUGAUGUUGCCGCCAUUUGUUCUAUACCACCCGGUGAAGAUGCAGGAUAAAAACAAAAAACAACGUGGGUACCAGGUCAAUUCCGAGAUCGUGACCGCUUCAUUUGAUUCCGUAUAUCUGUUGCUCUUGUAUGUGGUGAUUAAUUAGUAAAUUUAAGUGACUUAAUUGAUUAAACCGGUUCUAUUAAUUGAAAAAUGCAAAAAAAAUUCAAUUAGUUUGAGAAAA
This is a messenger RNA of Vigna angularis (adzuki bean), 878 nucleotides long. RefSeq lists its product as uncharacterized. The transcript has 2 exons. NCBI's taxonomy places the organism in Eukaryota, Viridiplantae, Streptophyta, Magnoliopsida, Fabales, Fabaceae. The record is from RefSeq and is a predicted model, not a curated record. Bases 208 to 585 code for a protein of 125 amino acids.